This is a messenger RNA of Lates calcarifer (barramundi perch), 5568 nucleotides long. RefSeq names its product protein phosphatase 6, regulatory subunit 3 (gene ppp6r3). The record is from RefSeq and is a predicted model, not a curated record. Gene Ontology annotation, cellular component: cytosol; nucleus. NCBI's taxonomy places the organism in Eukaryota, Metazoa, Chordata, Actinopteri, Centropomidae. Bases 389 to 3157 code for a protein of 922 amino acids. Gene Ontology annotation, molecular function: protein phosphatase binding; protein phosphatase regulator activity. The transcript is spliced from 25 exons.
GUAGUGGGGGAAGGGGUCGCUGAAGUUGACGGAACCGCCAUCUUGAAAAGUGCCCUCCGAUGAUCUACCUUUUCGCGCCUGUCAGAAUCAGUUUUAAACGCUUUAUUUUUCUUACCGGAAUUUUGUGUUAUCGCUGUGAUCGUUUUGUUAAGGCCUGGGGCUAAUGGCAAGAUAAGCCACAUGCUGGAGACUCGCCGUUUACCGUUGUUUAUCGGUGUGUGCUGUUGAUCUGCUGUAUGUGUGCUGUUUGUCAGUCUGUCCAUCACCGUUGUCUGCCUGUCUGUCCAUCCGGCUAGCCUGGAAUGGGCCACAACUCCCAAAGAUUAAAACACACCUCUUUUUAACCUGAGCUCUGCUAUCUGGACUCCAACAUACUCACAGAGCCAACAUGUUUUGGAAAUUUGACCUCCACACCACAUCCCACAUCGACACGCUGCUAGAGAAGGAGGAUGUGACGCUGACAGAGGUGAUGGAUGAGGAUGAUGUCCUGCAGGAGUGCAAGGCCCAGAACCAUAAAUUGGUUGACUUCCUGCUGAGACCACAGUGCAUGGAGGAUCUGGUCACCUUCAUCACACAGGAACCCAGUACUGAUGUUGAGGAGAAGGUUAAAUACAAGUAUCCCAACAUAUCGUGUGAGCUGCUUACAUCAGAUGUGAGCCAGAUAAAUGACAGACUUGGAGAAGAUGAAAAACUGCUGAUGAAACUUUAUGGCUUCCUCCAGAAUGAGCCACCACUCAACCCGCUCCUGGCCAGCUUUUUCUCCAAGGUUCUGUCUAUUCUUAUAGGACGCAAGCCUGAACAGAUAGUGGAUUUUCUGCGGAAGCGGGAGGACUUUGUAGAUUUGAUGAUCAAACACAUCGGGACAUCUGCCAUCAUGGACCUGCUGCUCAGAAUGCUCACCUGCAUUGAACCACAACAGCUACGACAAGAUGUUCUCAAUUGGCUGAAUGAGGAAAAGGUGAUUCAGAGACUUGUGGACAUGGUACAGCCUUCUCAAGAUGAGGAUAGACACUCCAAUGCUUCCCAGUCACUGUGUGAGAUAAUCAGACUCAGCAGAGAUCAGAUGUUCCAGGUCCAGGGCUGCUCAGAGCCCGACCCACUUCUGGCCACACUUGAAAAGCAGGAGACGGUGGAGCAGCUGCUGUCUAAUAUCUUUGACAAAGAGAAGAAUGAAUCUGCAAUUGUCAGUGUUAUUCAGAUCCUCCUCACAUUGUUUGAGACAAGGAGACCAGCGUUUGAGGGUCAUAUGGAGUGCCCCCCAGGGAUGUCCCAUCCGUCGUUCUCAGUCAACCACAGCAUCCUGGAGGCUGUGAGACCCCGACUUAAAGACUUUCACCAGCUGCUACUGGAACCCCCAAAGAAGAAUGUGAUGAAGACAACAUGGGGGGUGCUGGACCCUCCGGUGGGCAACACCAGGCUCAAUGUAGUCAGACUGGUUGCCAGUCUGUUGCAGAGCAACACACACAGCAUCAACACAGAACUCAUUAACCUCAACACACUGGGAGUCAUACUAGACAUGUAUUUCAAAUACAUCUGGAACAACUUCCUCCACAUUCAAGUGGAGAUCUGCACAGCCAUGAUUCUGGCUAUGCCACCUGCCCCCACUGACAUCCAGCCAGACACAGAGCAGGAUCAUGCAAGGGAGAGCAUCCUCAUCAAACAUCUGUUUCAAAAGUGCCAGUUUAUACAGAGAAUCGUAGACGCCUGGAGCUCCAAUGAGAAAGAACAGGCGGAAGGUGGUCGGCGACGAGGCUACAUGGGGCACCUCACCAGAAUAGCCAAUUCUAUAGUUCAUAACUGUGACAAAGGCCCUAAUGGACCGCAGAUACAACAGCUCAUCUCUGAGCUCCAAGCAGAGGACAGAGAGAAAUGGGAGGCCUUUAUCUCUGGGCAGCUGGCUGACACAAACAAAAGAAACACUGUCGACUUGGUGAACACACACCACAUCCAUUCCUCCAGUGAUGAUGAGGUAGACUUUAAAGACAGUGGCUUUCACCAGGACUCCUCUCUACAACAAGCCUUUUCUGAUUAUCAGAUGCAACAAAUGACGUCCAAUUUUAUUGAGCAGUUCGGCUUCAAUGAUGAAGAGUUUGCUGAUCAGGACGAUGUUGUGGAUAUUCCCUUUGAUAGAAUAUCAGACAUCAAUUUUUCACUGAAUACAAAUGAAAGUGCAAACAUAGCUUUGUUUGAGGCACGCUGUAAGGAGAAAAUCCAGCAGUUUGAAGAUGCUGGUUCAGAUGAGGAAGAUAUCUGGGAUGAAAAAGAUGUCACCUUUGCACCAGAGGCACAGAGACGCCCCAGGAGUUCAGGCAGCACCGACAGUGAAGAGAGCACAGACUCGGAGGAGGAGGAUGGAAAAAGAGAUCCAUUCGAGGCCUCCAACCCCAGCACCGAUGACAGAAUGGAAGUUGACACAGGGCCAGUGUGGACAGCCAACUUCGAUGACAUCCCCAUGGACACAGGUACAUCCACAGCUCCAGCCGCCAGCCCCAAUGACCCUGCUGCCUCCUCUCCUUUGUCCUCCUCCUCUUCAACAGAAGUCAUCCCCGAGGCAGCAUGGAGCGCCUCUCCUGCUGCCACCUCCAACUCUGAGACAGGCUGGGCUGAUUUCUCAAACUUCACCCCUGUUAGCCCUAAAGACCCACUGAGGUGCAACUCUCCCGUUGCUAUGGAAACCAGCAUAGAGACAAUGGACCCUCUGGGGGUCAAUGCACCCAUGCAGCCUGAAGAUUGUGAUGGGUGGUUGGGAACCAGUGUGGCUUCUCCCUCCUCCACCUCACCUAAGGACUGUGGGAGAUCUAAAUCAGAGGAGGAAACGGCCUGCUGUGAGCAGCGCAGCAUCACAGAAACAGUCAUUAACGGCUCCAUGAAAGAAACGGUCAGCCUCACUGUUGACGCCAAGACUGAGACCGCCGUCUUCAAGAGUGAUGAAGAGAAGAGUGCUUCUUCAGAGAAAUACUCAGUAGGGGAGUGUGUGGAUUUGGAGAGAACAGGCGUCAACAGCUCAGCCGCAGCCUGCUGUCCCAAAACAGGUGAGAAGUGUCGGUCCACUGUGGAGCUUCCCAACGGUCCUCUAGAGGAAAUGUCAGCCAUAGAGGAGGCCAAAGUGGACAAGAGUGCCGUGUCCUCAGAGCCAGCUGUAAAUGGGCCGGCGUGAGGGUCGUCUAAUGCCAGCCAAUGGCCAGCCUGUUCUGCCACGCAGGGCCCUCCUCUUGGCUUGCCAACAGAGGCCACUGCUCAGAGCUGUACCAAUCACACGCCUCCACCAGGACCAGCAAUACUCCCAUCGGCGCAUCACUGACAGUCAGACAGACAGGUGUACAGACACAGGAUGAACUGAAAAGCAAAACGAGAGACAUACUCAAAUGGAUACAGAAUAGUUUUUUCUUUCUGCAUUUGUUUAUAUACUAUUGUUCUUAUGAGGUGAUGUGCAACUGAUAUCUUGCCACUCAAAAUUAAAUAGUAAUGUUGCUAUAGUUAAAGAAAUGAUUGUAUGAAUAAAAUAUUUUAUAAAAAGAAAAAUGUAUACAGAAACAUAAGAUGAAUUACCACAGAAACAGGAAUAGCUGAUUGGUGACCCAACCAACCACUAAGCUGUUGUUACUAGCAAUUGCUAUAUUUAAAUUCUUACCCACCAUUGGUCUGUGUCUCUGAGCAAAGCCACUCCUACAAAUUGAAACACAUUUUAAAAACCACAGUUAAAGUUUUAUGUUGCUGCAGGUAUUCUUUGUAAAUGUUUUUCUCUUGUACUCUUCUGCAUUGAGUAAGAUUUGACAAGCUUUUUUGGUAUAAUUUUUUUUAUUUAUUAUGGAAGUAAAAUGAUGGUUAUGUUUUGUUACUUAAGAGCCAUACCAACACACUCUCUCCCCUUCUAGCGGGCUGCAUUCAUGCUAACUGGGUUCCUACCUCGCAGCUAGAAGGCUAAUCAGGAGAGAUGCAGUUUGUUGACACCACAGCCUAAACUGGGAGCUGUAAAUGUUUUAAGCCCCCAAACUUCUCCACAACCACAGUCCCUGUUCUUUGGCCCAACACUCCUUUUUGUUUCUUUAAAUCUCAAGUGCUUUUAGACCAGUGAUUCUCAACUUGGGGAUCUCCCUUAAUAUUACAUUCACAUUUAGGAAAUUCCAUUAUUCCAUUGCAGGGUGAAGAUAUAUCCAGACAGUGUGCAGGGGUGUUUUUUUUCUUUUUGUAAACAUCUACAGCAUUUUAGCAGACUUGGUGGAGUGGAAGUGCUGUUAAAGAUAAACAGGAACAUGAAAUGAAAUGACAAGAAAAUGCUGUGUGAUUCAGUUUAUGGAGAGAAUUUUGAAAUUUGAAAUUGUAGAUUUGGACAAAUUCCAACCACUGGUGUUUAUUGUUAGACUAUGUUCAGACUGGCAACAGUACUGUGUGUGUGUGUGGGGGGGGGGACCUCAGCUCUUGUCUUUUCAAGGUGUUGAUAGCAAGUCAGGGCUUGAACAUGGCUAAAUACUUGCUGAAACACAGUGACAUCAGACAGCUCACUACGAUGGCCAGUUGAAACAAUGCAAGCACACAUUUCUGGUAGAUUUAAGAUGAACAGUGACAUUCUGCUGUUUUCCUGCCAGUUGUUGACAUGGAGGAUAAGACGACUUGUCACUGUGAUAACUUUCCAGAGUUGUAUAAUCCUUCCUCAUAACAUGCUGUGCAGUGUUUUGGUGUCUGACAAGCCUUUGGUAGUAUGAAUCUGUUUCUCAGACUUCCUGCCUUCCUUCCUGCAUUGUAUUUUAUUUCUCAGCAGCAACCAAAGUAACAUACCCUCACCCAUGCAGACCCUUGCAUCUUGCAGUGAUGUUUAAUCCCGGAAGUUCAGUUUGAGUAAAGCAUCUUUGAAUGUGAAGAGUUUUUAGUGCUAUUGUCAGUCUGAAUGCAGCUUUCCACCUACAUUUAAAAAAAAUCCAUCUUGAUGAGGGGUUAACUUGAAAUUUGACUUGCAGUUUUCAAACUUGAAUUUUUUUAAAAAACAGACUUCAAACCUGCCAUGGUUGUGUUCAGACAUACUGUAGUUGUCUAUGUAUAUAUGGCCUUUUAGCUUUGCUUUGGUCUUCACCAACUCCUUGGAAAAAUGGUGCCUAUGAGGUGCCAGAUGCUUACAUUUUUUUCCUUAACAUUAUAAUUAAAUGAUCAGUUUUAGCAUUGGGCCAGUUGUUAGCCUGCUUAGCACAAAUGCACAAAUCAACAUCAGCUAAAUCCACUGAGUUCUGUUGUGGCGCUACUGGUGAUUACCUGUCUAUGUUAGGUUAACUAAGCCCGCCAUUGACCAAUCACCGAUGCAUCUACCUGCAGCUGGGAUGAAAUGAUUUAUAUUUUACUAGAAAUCACACUCUUCUGCAGCCUUCCUUCUUUCCAUGGAACACCUUCUUUUCCCCACACCUUGGCAACACACGAUUCACUGUUUGCCGUUUGAUUCCAGACGAAAAUGAUUUUGUAACUCAUAGUUUUCUGUACCAGCGUUGGAAAGGGAAUAAGCUAUUUACAGAUGACAGUACAACUGAACCCCCACUUUUUUGUCUGAUUAUUAAUGAAUUAAAUUUCAUCUUAAUUUCUGAA